Molecule: messenger RNA, 762 nt
Organism: Mesitornis unicolor (brown roatelo)
Lineage: Eukaryota; Metazoa; Chordata; Aves; Mesitornithiformes; Mesitornithidae
Product: olfactory receptor 6B1-like
Biological process (GO): G protein-coupled receptor signaling pathway
Cellular component (GO): membrane
Molecular function (GO): G protein-coupled receptor activity; olfactory receptor activity
Source: RefSeq, a predicted model, not a curated record
AUGGAGGAGAAGAAUUUCACUCAGGUCCAUAUGUUCCUCCUGCUAGGAUUCCCAGCCCUAGCAGACUUGCAUGUAUUGUUCUCCGUAGUAUUUCUGUUGACCUACAUUUUAACUGUUGCGGAGCAUACGGUCAUCAUUGCCCUGAUCAAGACCAACUGUGAGCUCUACAAACCCAUGUAUUUUUUCCUUGGUCCCCUCUCCUUCAUUGAGUUCUGGUACAUCUUUGUUACUAUCCCUAAACUCUUGGCAAAUUUCAUUGCCGAAGACAGGAGUGCUUCCAGUUUUGUGGGAUGCAUGACCCAAAUGUUCUUCUUCAGCUCCUUCUCGUGCACUGAAUGUGUCCUUCUCUCUGCAGUGGCAUACGAUCGCUAUGUGGCCAUCUGUCAACCAUUGCACUAUCCGGUCAUGAUGACAUACCCAAUGUGCAUAUACCUGGUAGCUGUCUCUUGGUUCAGCGGGUUCACCGUGUCUUUGAUUAAGACUUCCUUCAUCUCUCAAUUGAAGUUUUGUGGUCCCCACGUUAUCAACCAUUUUUUCUUCUGUGAUAUUAGCUCUGUGCUGAACCUCACCUGCACUGAUAUGUCACUGGCAGAGAUGGUGGACUUUGUGUUGGCCUUAUUCAUACUGCUUGUUCCUCUCUUCAUCACUAUUGUCUCCUACAUGUUAAUUAUCACGACAAUCCUGCACAUCCCCAGUACCCAGAGUAAGAAGAAAGCCUUCUCCACAUGUGCUUCCCACAUGACUGUGGUUACCAGGAGGUAG